AACCAUCAUCAUCAUCAUCUUCCCCCAAAAAAAAAUUCUUGAAACCAAUGUGAAAAAAAAUAUUUUCUGUUCCCAAAUUUCCCAUGGCAUUUCCCACCACUCCAGAUUGGGCACAGCCAUGGAUGAUCCCUUGCAAUAACACUGCAAGGAUGAGUAGUAACAGCAGAGUGAUGAAUAUGAGCAGAAACCUCCCUUUGCUCUCUCUUCUCUGCUUCAAUUCCAGCAGGGUUUCUGCAAGAUCCUCCAGUUGUUCAGCCCCAGUUCUUGAACACCAAGCUUCUUGCACUCAAACCUCCAUAGGAUUGGAUUUGCAGCUUCAGGAUCUUUGCCCUUCUCCUUUGCCAGAGCCUGAGGAUUUGAAUGGGCUAAUCUGCAGCUUGCUCAAGGAUCCCCAGACUGCAGGGAUCGGGCACGAGUAUUACGAGAAGGCGAAGGAGAAUCCGGGGUUUAUCCCGCAAAAAUCCACCCUGAAUCUUCUUGUCAGGUACUUUAUGAGCUCCAGAAACUGGGGCUCAAUCUCUUUGUUGGUUCAGGAUUUCAGGGCUUUCCAUGUUUUCCCUGAUAGUUCCACCUGCUGUAGACUGAUUAUUAGCUCUGUUAGGGCUAGGAAGUUCAAGAUUGUAGAUAGUUUGCUUGAAUCUUUGAUUGGAGAUGAUGAUAAAGGGGCUGCUGUUUUAGGGUUUGAUUCUGCAAUGAAAGGGUAUAACAGUUUACAUAUGUAUAGCAGCACUGUUGUUUUAUACAGAAGGAUGAAAUCUGCAGGUCUUGUUUUAGAGCCUGGUUGCUAUUGUGGCACCAUGGAGGCUUUCUUGAAAAUGGGAAAGUAUGAGAAAGUGGUGUCUCUGUUUCAAGAAUUUGAAGGGAGGAGAGUGGAAUCCAAAUCCACACAAUUUCAUGCCCAAAUCUACAGGUGUUUAUGCAAGGCUCUGGAGAAACUGGGGCGGCCUUUCGAGGCGUUGGAGUAUUUCAGGGAGAUGACGAGGAAGGGAAUUCCCGAGGAUCAGAGCUUCUAUUCUUCGCUGAUAUGCGCCUUUGCGACUGCCCGGGAAGUGAAACUGGCCGAAGAGCUUCUGGAGGAGGCAGAAGGGAAGGGAAUGGUGAGGGAUCCAGCUCUGUUCUUGAAGCUGGUGCUCAUGUACAUUGAAGAGGGAAUGCUGGAGAGGACUUUCGGUGUGAUUGCUGUGAUGAACCGGGCGAAAAUCCGCGUUUCUGAUUGCAUUUCCUGCGCGAUUGUGAACGCUUUCUCGAGAAAACGAGGGCCUAGAGUUGCAGCAAAAGUUUAUGAAAAAUUAGUAUUCCAGGGGUGUGAGCCAGGCCAAGUAACCUAUGCUUCAAUCUUGAACAUUUACUGCAGAAUUGGGCUCUAUUCCAAGGCUGAAAUGAUCUUUGCAGAAAUGGAACAAAAGGGGUUUGAUAAGUGCAUUGUGGCCUAUUCCAGCAUGGUGAAUAUGUAUGGGAAAACAGGCAGGCACAAAGAGGCAAUGAGGCUUGUAGCCAAGAUGAAGGAGAGGGGUUGCGAGCCGAACGUGUGGAUUUACAACACUCUCUUGGACAUCCACGGGAGGGCCUCGAACACGAAGCAAGUGGAGAAGAUAUGGAAAGAGAUGAAACGACGAAAAGUCGUGCCAGACCGAGUUAGCUACACCAGCGUUAUAAACGCUUACAGCAAGGCCAAGGAGUUCGAGAACUGCAUCAAAUACUACCAAGAAUUCAAGCUAAACGGGGGCAAGACGGACAGGGCAAUGGCGGGCAUAAUGGUCGGGGUUUUCUCCAAGAUGAACAAAGUCGACGAAUUGGUUAAACUCCUGCAGGAUUUGAAGACGCACGAGACCAAGCUAGACGAGAGGCUUUACCGGUCUGCUCUGAACGCUCUGAGAGACGCGGGGCUGGAAAUUCGAGCAAAAUGGCUGCAGGAAAGCUUUGCUGUUGCAACAUAAAUCAUUUCCUGCAAUUCUCCAAAGAACAUUGUAAAUACAAGGUGAUGGAGGAGAUCAGAGAAUUAAUUAGCUCAUCUGAAACAUUGGUUAAUGUCACAUUUUCAGGUUUUAAGGUUGUCCCAAACCUUUGUAACCAUCCACUUGCUGUUUAUGAAAGUUAUAAAGAAGUCAUACUUUGCCAUUGUGUAGACAACUUCACAAAUCAUAUAUAUAUAGCGGGGCAGCGCUCUGCAGUACGGUACAUGGGUAAUUUUGUACGUGUACUAUGUUUAGGGUUGCAUAUAUAAAUAUGUUGCUGAUAACUUUGGAUGUUUUAUUAUCAUUAUUAAUAAAAGAGGAACUUUGUUUUCAUGGACA
Ipomoea triloba (trilobed morning glory) is the source of this 2294-nucleotide messenger RNA. Its product is annotated as pentatricopeptide repeat-containing protein At5g13770, chloroplastic. Bases 84 to 1937 code for a protein of 617 amino acids. The record is from RefSeq and is a predicted model, not a curated record. Gene Ontology annotation, molecular function: protein binding. Lineage: Eukaryota; Viridiplantae; Streptophyta; Magnoliopsida; Solanales; Convolvulaceae. The transcript has a single exon.